This is a messenger RNA of Mastomys coucha (southern multimammate mouse), 7509 nucleotides long. It is a transcript of the gene Tjp1, whose product is annotated as tight junction protein 1. The record is from RefSeq and is a predicted model, not a curated record. Gene Ontology annotation, molecular function: cell adhesion molecule binding. Gene Ontology annotation, cellular component: plasma membrane; bicellular tight junction. Gene Ontology annotation, biological process: establishment of endothelial intestinal barrier; cell-cell junction organization; regulation of apoptotic process. Lineage: Eukaryota; Metazoa; Chordata; Mammalia; Rodentia; Muridae. The coding region runs from base 278 to 6106 and encodes 1942 amino acids. The transcript is spliced from 33 exons.
GUUUGAAUAAUUCUAGGGCUUCUGGGAUAAAUAUAGGAGUUGUUCCUCAUGUCUUGUACCUGAUCCUAAGGUUCAUGAUCACCUGGGGGCCGAGAAUGGAAGAAGAGCCCUGUUACUGUGACUCACUUGUCUGCAUGCCUGCGGAGAAUCUGGACAAGAGUCCCUUGCCUGAAAGAAGCAGCCAUCCAGGGUGCUGACCUGAGGUGACCCCAGGGACAGAGUUUCCAGGACACAGAAGGAAAAGGAGAAGAGGAAUCAGCGGCUCGCAGAAAUACUGAUGAAGUACAAAGAGCAGAUGCUGAAGGACUUCCACCUGGCCCGGGUGCUUCCCUACUUGGUGUACGAUGGGGUGUUCUCCCUAAGAGAGUACAGAGAGAUCCUCUCUCGGGAUCGCUACCCGGAAAGAGUGGAGUGCUUUUUCCUGAAGCUCUUCUCCAAAGGGCCGAGUGCUUUCUGUGCCUUCUGCGCUCAUCUGGAGGAGCUCAGCCCUUACCUGCUCACCUCCCUUUUUCUUUAUUACCAAGAACAAACCCAACGGGUCCUACGAGAUGUGCUUGUGGCAAAAGAGGCAGCGAGGAGGAACGGAGGUCAGUGGGACUCCAGCACUGUCUUUGACCCGGAGGACCAAGAACAAAGGGCUCGAUUAUUUAACAAGGUAACUCCAUCCUCUGAAAACCCCAAUGGUGCUACUUCCAAUGUCAGCCAAGGAAAACCUUCUCUAAGACGAAUUAAAGGGAGACUACAUCGAAGCAAAAGCCUUGACAGUAUCGACUUCUGUGAACUCACUAGCACAGCAAUGGAGGAAACAGCUAUAUGGGAACAGCACACAGUGACGCUUCACAGGGCUCCUGGGUUUGGAUUUGGAAUUGCAAUAUCUGGUGGAAGAGAUAAUCCUCAUUUUCAGAGUGGGGAAACCUCCAUAGUGAUUUCUGAUGUGCUAAAAGGAGGGCCAGCUGAAGGACAGCUACAAGAAAAUGACCGAGUUGCAAUGGUUAAUGGAGUUUCAAUGGAUAAUGUUGAACAUGCUUUUGCUGUUCAGCAGCUAAGGAAAAGUGGAAAAAACGCAAAAAUUACCAUCCGAAGGAAGAAGAAAGUUCAGAUCCCUGUAAGUCAUCCAGAUCCUGAACCGGGGUCUGAUAAUGAAGAUGAUAGUUAUGACGAGGAAGUACAUGAUCCAAGAAGUGGCCGUGGUGCUUUAGUUAACAGAAGGAGCGAGAAGAGCUGGGCAAGGGAUAGAAGCGCAAGCAGGGAGCGGAGCCUGUCCCCUCGCUCAGACAGGCGAUCAGUGGCCUCCAGUCAACCCGCCAAACCCACCAAGGUCACAUUGGUGAAGUCUCGGAAGAAUGAAGAAUAUGGUCUUCGAUUGGCCAGCCAUAUAUUUGUAAAAGAAAUUUCACAAGAUAGUUUGGCAGCAAGAGAUGGUAACAUUCAAGAAGGAGAUGUUGUCUUGAAGAUAAAUGGUACUGUGACAGAAAAUAUGUCACUGACAGAUGCAAAAACAUUGAUAGAAAGGUCUAAAGGCAAGUUGAAAAUGGUAGUGCAAAGAGAUGAGCGGGCUACCUUACUGAAUGUCCCUGAUCUUUCAGAUAGUAUCCAUUCUGCUAAUGCCUCUGAAAGAGAUGACAUUUCAGAAAUUCAGUCACUAGCAUCAGACCAUUCAGGUCGCUCGCAUGACAGGCCUCCCCGCCGUAGCCAGUCACGAUCUCCUGAUCAACGGUCAGAACCCUCUGAUCAUUCCACACAGUCUCCACAGCAGCCCAGCAAUGGCAGUCUCCGGAGCAGAGAGGAAGAGCGGAUGUCUAAACCUGGGGCCAUCUCAACUCCUGUAAAACAUGUAGAUGAUCAUACACCCAAAGCAGUGGAAGAAGUUACAGUUGAAAAAAGUGAGAAGCAGACACCCACUCUUCCAGAACCAAAGCCUGUGUAUGCUCAAGUUGGUCAACCAGAUGUGGAUUUACCUGUCAGUCCUUCUGAUGGUGUUCUGCCUAAUUCAACUCAUGAAGAUGGGAUACUUAGGCCCAGCAUGAAACUGGUAAAAUUCAGAAAAGGAGAUAGUGUGGGUUUGCGACUAGCUGGUGGAAAUGAUGUCGGAAUAUUUGUAGCUGGCGUUCUAGAAGAUAGCCCUGCAGCCAAAGAAGGCUUAGAGGAAGGUGAUCAAAUUCUCAGGGUAAACAAUGUAGAUUUCACAAAUAUCAUAAGAGAAGAGGCUGUCCUUUUCCUCCUCGACCUCCCAAAAGGUGAAGAAGUGACCAUAUUGGCUCAGAAGAAGAAGGAUGUUUAUCGCCGCAUUGUAGAAUCAGAUGUAGGAGAUUCAUUCUAUAUUAGAACACAUUUUGAAUAUGAAAAAGAAUCUCCUUAUGGACUUAGUUUUAACAAAGGAGAGGUGUUCCGGGUCGUGGAUACCUUAUACAAUGGAAAACUGGGCUCUUGGCUUGCCAUUCGAAUUGGCAAAAAUCAUAAGGAGGUAGAACGAGGCAUCAUCCCCAAUAAGAACAGAGCUGAGCAGUUAGCCAGUGUACAGUAUACACUUCCAAAGACAGCAGGUGGCGAUCGGGCAGACUUCUGGAGGUUUCGAGGUCUUCGAAGUUCCAAGAGAAAUCUUCGAAAAAGCAGAGAGGACUUGUCAGCUCAGCCAGUUCAAACAAAGUUCCCAGCUUAUGAAAGGGUUGUUCUUCGAGAAGCUGGAUUCCUAAGACCUGUAACCAUCUUUGGACCAAUAGCUGAUGUUGCCAGAGAAAAGUUGGCAAGAGAGGAACCAGACAUCUAUCAGAUCGCAAAAAGUGAACCACGAGAUGCUGGAACUGACCAUCGUAGCUCUGGCAUUAUUCGCCUUCAUACAAUAAAGCAAAUCAUAGAUCAAGAUAAACAUGCUUUAUUAGACGUAACGCCAAAUGCAGUCGAUCGUCUUAAUUAUGCACAGUGGUAUCCAAUUGUUGUGUUUCUUAACCCCGACUCUAAGCAAGGUGUAAAAACAAUGAGGAUGAGGUUAUGUCCAGAGUCUCGGAAAAGUGCCAGGAAGCUAUAUGAACGGUCUCAUAAACUUCGUAAAAAUAAUCACCAUCUUUUUACCACUACAAUUAACUUAAACUCAAUGAAUGAUGGUUGGUACGGUGCCCUUAAAGAAGCCAUUCAGCAGCAACAGAACCAGCUGGUGUGGGUCUCUGAGGGGAAGGCGGAUGGUGCUACAAGUGAUGACCUUGAUUUGCAUGAUGAUCGUCUGUCCUACCUGUCAGCCCCAGGUAGUGAGUACUCAAUGUAUAGCACGGACAGUAGACACACUUCUGACUAUGAAGACACAGAUACAGAAGGCGGGGCCUACACUGAUCAAGAACUAGAUGAAACUCUUAAUGAUGAGGUGGGGACUCCACCGGAGUCUGCCAUUACACGGUCCUCUGAGCCUGUAAGAGAGGAUUCCUCUGGAAUGCAUCAUGAAAACCAAACAUAUCCUCCUUACUCACCACAAGCGCAGCCACAAGCUAUUCAUAGAAUAGACUCCCCCGGACUUAAGACAGCCUCUCAACAGAAAGCAGAAGCCUCAUCUCCAGUCCCUUACCUUUCGCCUGAAACAAACCCAGCAUCAUCAUCCUCUGCAGUUAAUCAUAAUGUCAAUUUAACUAAUAUCAGCCUGGAGGAGCCUACCCCAGUUCCUCCCACCUCGCACGUAUCACAAGCUGGUUGUUUAGGAGCACCAAGUGCUGAGGCAGCUCACAUAGUGCUCAGAGAUGAAGGACCACCAUUGCCGCCGCAUGCAGACCCAGCAAAGGUAUAUAGGAAGGAGCCAUAUCCUGAAGAAAUGAUGAGACAAAACCAUAUUUUAAAACAACCGGCUCUUGGUCAUCCAGGGCAGAGACCAGAUAAAGAGCCAAAUCUAGCCUAUGAACCCCAACUUCCAUAUGUAGAAAAACAAGCCAGCAGAGACCUCGAGCCGUCAUACAGGUAUGAGUCCUCAAGCUACACAGACCAGUUUUCUCGGAACUAUGACCAUCGCCUACGAUUUGAAGAUCGAAUCCCUACCUAUGAAGACCAGUGGUCAUAUUAUGAUGACAAACAUCCCUACCAACCUCGGCCUUUUGAUAAUCAGCAUCCUCGAGACCUGGACUCCAGACAGCAUCCUGAAGAGGCUUCAGAACGAGGUUAUUUCCAGCGUUUUGAAGAGCCAGCCCCUCUGUCAUACGACAGUAGAACACGCUAUGAGCAGCUGCCUCGGACCUCUACUCUCCGACAUGAAGAGCAACCAACCCCUGGAUAUGAGGUGCACAACAGGUACAGGCCAGAAGCACAGCCCUAUUCUUCAACAGGCCCUAAGUCGUCUGAACCCAAGCAGUACUUUGACCAGUACCCACGAAGUUAUGAGCAAGUACCCCCACCAGGAUUUACCUCCAAAACAGGCCAUUAUGAGCCUCUCCAUGGUGCUGCAGUUGUUCCUCCUCUGAUACCUUCCUCUCAACAUAAGCCAGAAGUUCUGUCCUCAGCUACCAAACCACAGCCUCCACCCCCAACCCUAACUGAAGAAGAGGAGGAUCCCGCAAUGAAACCGCAGUCUGUGCUCACCAGAGUCAAAAUGUUCGAAAACAAAAGAUCUGCGUCUUUGGAGAACAAGAAAGACGUGAAUGACACUGCCAGCUUUAAGCCUCCAGAAGUAGCGUCUAAACCUCCAGGUGCUUCUCUUGCUGGCCCUAAACCUGUUCCUCAGAAUCAGUUUAGUGAGCACGACAAAACACUCUACAGGCUCCCAGAGCCCCAGAAACCUCAAGUGAAGCCACCUGAAGAUAUUGUUCGAUCAAAUCAUUAUGACCCUGAAGAGGAUGAAGAGUAUUACAGAAAGCAGCUCUCUUACUUUGACCGGAGAAGUUUUGAGAGCAAGCCUUCUGCACAUAUUCCUGCUAGCCACCACUCAGAGCCUGCCAAGCCAGUCCAUUCGCAAAGUCAGCCAAAUUUCUCUAGUUAUUCUUCAAAAUUUCUUGGCUCUUACACUAGCUAUGACUACUUGAAAAGGAACAUCAAGUGGGGAAAACCCGAAACUGAUGCUGUGGAUAGAUCAUUCAGUGAGAAACGUUAUGAUCCAGCCCAGGCCACACCCCCUCCUCCUCCGUUGCCCUCGCAGUACAGCCAACCAGCUCCACCUCUACCCAGCUCUUCUCUCCACAUACAUUCCAAGAGCGCCCAGGGCGAAGGCAAUUCAGUAUCAUUGGAUUUUCAGAACUCAUAUAUGUCCAAACCAGACCCACCCCCAUCUCAGAAUAAACCAGCAACUUUCAGACCACCAACCAGAGAAGAUCCUCCUCAGACUUUCUAUCCCCAGAAAAGUUUCUCAGACAAAGCUCCAGUUAAUGGAGCUGAGCAGACUCAGAAAACCAUCACUCCAGCAUACAAUCGAUUCACACCAAAGCCGUACACAAGUUCUGCCCGGCCGUUUGAACGCAAAUUUGAGAGUCCAAAGUUCAACCAUAAUCUUUUGCCAAGUGAAGCUGUACAUAAACCUGAAUUGUCCUCAAAACCUUCCACUUCGCCACAAACCCUUAGAAAAGCUCAUAGUUCAGCGCAGCCUCCUGAGUUUGACAGCGGAGUUGAAACUUUCUCUGUUCACACAGAGAAGCCUAAAUAUCAAGUUAAUAAUAUCAGCACCAUACCUAAAGCUGUCCCCGUGAGUCCUUCAGCUGUGGAAGAAGAUGAAGAUGAGGAUGGUCAUACUGUAGUGGCUACAGCUCGUGGCAUUUUUAACAGCAAUGGUGGUGUAUUGAGUUCCAUAGAAACCGGUGUUAGUAUAAUUAUCCCACAAGGAGCCAUUCCUGAAGGAAUUGAGCAAGAAAUCUAUUUCAAAGUCUGCAGAGACAAUAGCAUCCUCCCACCUUUAGAUAAAGAGAAAGGUGAAACUCUGCUGAGCCCCCUAGUGAUGUGUGGGCCCCAUGGCCUCAAGUUCCUGAAGCCUGUGGAGCUGCGCUUGCCACACUGUGCGUCCAUGACUCCUGACGGUUGGUCUUUUGCUCUAAAAUCAUCCGACUCCUCGUCGGGUGACCCUAAAACUUGGCAAAACAAGUGUCUUCCUGGAGAUCCGAAUUACCUUGUUGGAGCCAACUGUGUUUCUGUCCUGAUUGACCACUUUUAAUUCUUAGCAUUUAGGAACUGGACUAAGCAAUGUGAACAUGGAUUGAACUUACUAAAUCUAAAUGGAACCACUCUAAUGAGUAUUAUAUUUUCUUAGAAUUUAUACUGCAAUUGGUAGUAUUAAGCGUUUGUUGGAACUGAUGAAGGUUAGUGAGCAUGCCCCUGAACCACGGUCAGAAAACAUGCUACAAGCUGUGUGUUAUUGAGUGAAGAACUGUCAGGCAUUGGCUAGAGGUUCAAAGAUAUUUUGCUUUGUAAUGAUUUUUGUACUUUUUUAUGGUCACUGCUUAACUUCACAUACUGAUUUCCGUUAAAAAUACCAGCCAGUAAAUGGGGGUGCAUUUGAGUUCUGUUCUUUCCAAAGUACACUCAAAGUUUAUUAUGGCCUUGGCCUAGCAUACACAUUUUAUUUUAUUAUGCAUGAGGUAAUGUGCACACAUUUUUUACAAAUGCACCUGGAAUAUAUAACCAGUGUAGUGGAUUUAACAGAAAUGUACAGCAGGGGGAUUUAUAACUUGGGGGGGAGGGUCAAAUGAAGACAAUUACUUAUUGUAUAUGAAAACACAUUUCUCUUAGGGAAGGACACCAAAGCAUGUGAGCCUCGUUCCAUGGCCUCUGAAUCUAUAAAUUAACAUAUCACCACAGACAUCUAACCAGCAGGAAUGCCUUACCCUCAUGGUUUUAAUUCUUAGAUCAUUUCGCUGUGUAUUACUAAGUUUUUAUGAGUUUUGUGCAUAUCUAGAUACUGUAUCAUGGAAAAGACUGAGUAAAUUGUGGACUUGAUGGUUUCAGAAAUGUGUAAAUCACCCGGAAGAAAAUAAUGGUGUGACUUAAAAUAUUUUUUGACAAGGGGAAGUGGUGGUCUUCUGUUCUUUGGGCUAUGCAUCUGAGAUGUUUGAUGUUUCAGGACGCAUGUACAUAAUGCGUGCAUACGACUUUUGUUCUUGGUUUGUAAAUUAACUUUUAUAAACUUUACCUUUUUAUACAUAAAACAGAACCAAGUUUCUAAGGCUACCUUUGUAUUCUCUCCUGUACCUCUUGAGCCUUGAACUUUGACCUCUGCAGCAAUAAAGCAGCAUUUCUACACAUACAAGGUCAUUUUUUAAAGAAAAAGAAUGCACAGAGUUGUUACAUUUUUAAGUGCUGCAUUUAAAAGAUACAGUUACUCUAGUUUGAUUAAAUUCUUGCAAAGUAUCCCUUCUGUAAAAUUUGUGAUACAAUACUGUGCCCUAAAGUGUAUUUUUUUACUAAUAGACAGUUUAUUAUGGCACAUCAGCACGAUUUCUGUUUAGAUAAUACACCACUACAUUCUGUUAAUAAUCAUUAGGUGUGAAAGGAUUUCUUUUGUGGUUAUUAAAAAUCUCAAAUUUCUAAAUCUGCAAGAAUAAAACUUUUUAAAAUACA